AUAAAUAUGAUGAGGCAAUCAAUAUUACAAGUAUACAGCCUGGGCCCCAUUUGGUCCCAUAAUAUGAGGCAACUUUGCAAGUGAGUCACGGUCUGGCCGGGUAGACACGUUCAAAAGCGCGCGGGUCAACCGACUUCUGUAAUCACGAUGGUGGGCAAACCUAUCGUUCUUGGGCUCCCCCUUGACGUGCUUUUCGAGAUUUUUUGGUACCUUCACCCACUCGACCUUGUACAUCUUACUCGGGUAUCCAAACAGUUUCGUUUGUUUCUGCUUAGUUGUCGCAAAGCAAAGUCAAUAUGGACAGGAGCCUUGAAACGCGUCGACCGGCUACCUCAAUGCCCAUCGUACCUUUCCGAACCUGCAUAUGCAAACCUGCUAUUCUGGCCGUUCUGCCAUCGGUGUCACUCGUCGUGCGAUGUAAUUCAGUGGGAGUUACGCAUCCGUUGUUGUGACGGUUGCACAACUGAGAUGCUCAUUAGUCGAGAAAUGCUUCCUUUGUUCAUCGACCACUUGAACUGUCUCGAUGUUGAGCAGCUCGUACCCAUGUCAGUCAUGUGUUCUGCCGGGCCUUGCGUUAGGCACAGAGAUAAUACCUGCAGGAAGCCACUCACUGUGGCUUCGCACGCCGACGUCAAUAAACUCAACAGGCAGUAUAAAUUUGUGAAGGAUAGCCCGUUGUUGAACGACCUGAUAAUCCAUCGCGAGAAAGUCACCCAGGAAAUUUACCAGCACGCUGCUUUAUGUCGCAUCUGGGAGGCUGAAGUAGCUGACCGGCGUCGCAAAGAGCUGGUAGACCAGAGGAAAAGAGAUGUCAUUGAGAAACUCAAGAGCCUCGGAUUGGGAGAUGAGCUUGAAUCGCUGCGGUCGGAUGCCUCUGUGUUAAAAGAAUUUGACAACCUCGUCGUCAGACAAGACCAAGAGUUGACUGAUUCUUCGUGUCAGGUUUCUCUACUGAGGCUUCAGAAUUUUCUAGAAAUCAGGAGAGCUCGAAGGCUUACUGUCCUCCUCCAAGACCGCUUCAAGAAUCUUGCCGUUGUUGCAAGCGAUAUGACGAAGACAUUCAAAAAUGACAAGACCAACACCUUGAAGGUCUUCCCCCAAGCGAUAGACAUUUGUCUACUCUCGGAAGUUCGAUGCAUGAUAGAUGUUCCUGAGGUUAUGUCAACAGAAGCCUUUGUGGACGCACUUACCCUUCGUCUACCUCACUUGUUCUUAGCUUGGAACCGCCAGGUCACUGAGCAACUUGCAGAUCUAGUUCGCGCGCAGCUGUGUGGCAUCGAUAAUGAUGUCGACCCUCUCAAACUCGCCGCCUUAGUGUUCCGCUGCUCCAAUUGUCGAUUAUAUGUCACUUAUCCAUCAGCACUCGCCCACCCUUGCCUACGUGCUAAGACAUUUGACAAACCGUGGGUCCAGCCUCCAAUGGAAACAACAGCACUCGGUAGGACUAUGUCGCUAGUAGAAGUUUACGAGAAAGCAGCAAUCGAAGCCUUCGAGACGUACCCAUGGAAUUGCACUGUUCUGGAAGCAGGCGGAUAUACCAAGCGAAUACGUAAUCUCUUCCAAGUUCUCGGACGAGACCCGAAUUCUACUACGGUCGAUGAUUUGGAAUCUUGUCCAAUUCGAGUAACCUGUAAGAGUUGUUCUGGAAGUCGGAAUCGAAUGAUUCUGACUUACCGCACCGCCCUCAUUCACUUGGUACGAAACCACAGCGAUAGCAAGGACGAUGCUGUGUGGGGCGUUGUUGUAUGAUCCUCAAGUUGUGUAGAUGGACCUGCUCGAUUUCGGAAUUUAUAUACCCAAUACACUUUUAUGCAGUGUAUAACCGGUUUUUGGUGUAAAGCGUCGAUUCAGCAUACGUGCAUGAGCUCUAUGUGCUGCAUUGUUAUUUACAGUAUUUCGAACUUGCAUACAAUG
Molecule: messenger RNA, 1914 nt
Organism: Suillus bovinus
Lineage: Eukaryota; Fungi; Basidiomycota; Agaricomycetes; Boletales; Suillaceae
Exons: 8
Coding region: 148-1749 (533 amino acids)
Molecular function (GO): protein binding
Source: RefSeq, a predicted model, not a curated record